AUGGCGCCGCCCUCAAAGAAGCAAAAGUGGCGAAGAGUGGACCUGUCUUCAACCGAGCGGCACGUUGAAGACUUGACGCUGCACGAGCGACUGGACCGUCUCGAUGCUGCAGACGAGCUUUUCACUCUCGAUACAGAAGGCUGUGCGCCCACGGAGAACUUGACGCAGCGCGCGCUCAAGUUCGUGAAGAGUCGCUCAGUGACGUCGAAGGACGGCGACUGGGUGAAGGACAGCAGCUGUCUAGCGAGCCGCAAGAGUCCUUUGCUCCAGGUGGUGUCGAAGACGCACAAGAAACAGAUUCUCAAGGCUCUCAAGCGAAAAGAGGCUGCCAUCCAAAACGCCAGAAAGAAGUCCGCGGCGGGUUCGCCGGCUGAGCAAGACAUUUGGGGCUCGUCGACCGCCGCGGAGGUCGGCGGCAGCGGGCGGCGCUCGCGCGUGUCCUCUCUGCUUUCUGCUUCCGCCGCCGCCGAGCCUCCAGGCAGUCUCGCGGCGCGAGACGAAGAAGCGCCAGCAGGCGAGGCUGGAGGCGAGGAGAGCGCGAGGGAGUCGAGUGCGAAGCGGAACGGAGAGGCCGCGAGUGGCAGCGAGGCGCCGCCGCCGCCAGCUAAGAAGCUCCGCGCGGCUUCUCCGCGGUCGCCAGUCUCUGCAGACUCUGUGGAGCCUUCUGCGGCGUCGGCGGCGUCUUCUGCGCCUGCCUCUGCGCCGCCCGCGACACGUCGGGUGCUGACCGCUCGCGCACUGAAGAGCUUCGAUCGCCUGCGACCGCUGAUUCCUGCGCUGCAGACGCCGGGAGACGGAGAGUCGUACAACCCGUCGGCAGACGCGCAUGCGCGCGCGCUGCUCACGGCGGCAGUGUGCAGCCUCGAAGAGAGGCGCGUUCACCAGCAGACUGGCGCCAGCGGACGCACACAGCAGCUGCUUCCAGAAAACACCGAGGCGCUCGCCGACCUCCUGCUGGAGGAGACCGAGCGCGAGGCGCACGAAAGCGGCGAGUUCAACAAAUACAAACGCCCCGUGGACGCCGCUCUCGCAGAGGCCAUACCUCCAGAAAAAGUUCAGGAACUCACCGAGAGACAAAAACAAAAGCUGUUGUACCACCUCGUUCACGGCGGAGGCAAGAUUGUGUUUGACGCGGACGGGAUGCCUCGCGUGGCUGGCGAAGACGAAGAAGAGGACGGCGAGAGCGAAGAAGGCGACAGCGACGCGAGCGACGAAGACGCUGAAACGGACGCGCCGCUCCGUAAACCAGUCGGUCGCGAAAAGAAAAAGACCCAAGCCGACCGCAACCGGCACAUGCGCUUCCUGCAGCAGCAGCGACGGAGAGCGGCAAAACUCUCUUCCAAAGAGUCGCGGGCUGCCCUCGCGCGCCUCGACGCUCUGCUCAAGGAGUGCGACGAGGACGAUGACGCGCGAAAUCAGGCGCGCGAAGCGAGAGAAGAGCGGCUGAAGGCGAAGAUCGAGGCUGCGAAGCGAGGCCGCGUGAAGCUCCGCCUGGGGCGAAAUCGGUUCGUGGAGCCUCCCCCUGCAGUUGCGCUCCCCGAGGAUCUCGGCGGUGGCAGCCUGCGCACGAUGAAGGCCGUCAGAGGAGGCGCGCUCGUUAGUCAAGUCGCCUCGCUACACAGGCGUGGCCUGCUCGACCUCCCUCCGACCGGUGGCGCGACGGCGGCGUACGCGCGGCGUGUGCAGAAGGAUCGCGCUCGGCGACUUAGCAGCAAGAAGCGGAUUUCAAAAAAAUAG
Besnoitia besnoiti is the source of this 1737-nucleotide messenger RNA. RefSeq lists its product as uncharacterized. Lineage: Eukaryota; Apicomplexa; Conoidasida; Eucoccidiorida; Sarcocystidae. Gene Ontology annotation, cellular component: nucleolus. Gene Ontology annotation, molecular function: 5S rRNA binding. Gene Ontology annotation, biological process: rRNA processing; ribosomal large subunit assembly. Bases 1 to 1737 code for a protein of 578 amino acids. The record is from RefSeq and is a predicted model, not a curated record. The transcript is spliced from 9 exons.